Ciona intestinalis (vase tunicate) is the source of this 476-nucleotide messenger RNA. Lineage: Eukaryota; Metazoa; Chordata; Ascidiacea; Phlebobranchia; Cionidae. The record is from RefSeq and is a predicted model, not a curated record.
UUAAAAAAAAACAAUUUUCGUUAAUAUCAAUAUUUUUCUUUAUAUUUGAAAGUUUCACGUUAUAAUAUAGUACUUUGUUUGAAUUAUCAACGAAAAACCAGUUUCAGACGCUUCACGCUUGACUGGAUCUGGUAUAAACAGAUCGAACGCAUUAAAUCAGUCCAGUCUGCAGAGUAUGACACGACGCACGUGUAUGCGCAAACUUUUAGUUUUGAACAAUAUCUUAUAUAUUCUGCAGACUGGAAUUUAUUUACGUUGCUUCAAUGUGUCAAAUGGCUUACAUUAAAUAUUAAGCAAAUAUUCUCAAACCGAUACAUAGAAUAUAACAGGAAAUUUAAAUUUCAUAAUGUGCAGCAAUUUAAAGGAAGUCAGAGAAGCGUUGCUUGAGCUUGAGCAAGUUCGUGUCACAUUCACCUGUGAAAAUUGUAGUGCUUCAUUUUAUGAUCCAUACGAUUUAACCAUUCACAAAGAGAGUC